Oldenlandia corymbosa var. corymbosa is the source of this 868-nucleotide messenger RNA. NCBI's taxonomy places the organism in Eukaryota, Viridiplantae, Streptophyta, Magnoliopsida, Gentianales, Rubiaceae. The record is from the annotation of a GenBank genome assembly.
AAUUUUGGCUUUAUUGUUGCGGCAUUCCAUUAUUGCUCCAAAAAUUGUGAUAUAUUUGCAUCCACAACUCAAAGGGCCUUCUUACAACUGCUGAUAAAAUUUGAAUAACAAAAACAUAAAAAAAUCAUUCCAAACACUGGGCUACAACUCACUCUAGGCUGCACAACGUGCAGCUCUCGUCCCUAGUAGUAUUAUUAACGUCCAAACUCCCUUCAUUAAUGUCAGGAUUCAGGCUCUUCGAUCACCACUACCACCCUGACCGCUCCUAUUCGCCCGCCCCGUCCAUAAUUCCAUCCUUUUGAGCUUUCAGAGACAUUGCACUCCAAAUGGCAUCUGAGGUGGUGAGAAAAGCAGAUGAGAACAAUUUGAGCCUUGUGCGAGAGCAAACGAGAGAGAACGAGGGGGCUUUCGUGAAGUUGUUAAUGGAGAUUGAAGAGCUUAAAGGAAAAGCAGAGGCGAUGGAGUAUGUGGUAGAUGCUGUAGCUGUGCAGAAGCAAAUCCAAGAACUGACAGAGAAGAUUGAGGUCAAGGAUUCAGCGGAGGAAUUACUGCAAAGCUUGAAUGUUAAACAUCGCCAAGCCUAUGCUGAGCUUAUGGAUGCUCGGAAAGAGCUGAUUUUGGUACGAGUUUCUUAAAAUGUUAUAUUGUUGAUUCUAUCAUAAUCUUGUUUUGUACUCUGAUAGGAGAACGAUACUGUAAGCGAGCUGAUUUUGGGUCCCAUUGUUGGUGUGCUUUUUUGUCCUAACAAAUUAUUGCCUACGGAUGAGUGAAACAUCCUUAAAGGAAGUAUUGUAGAUUCAUUCCACAGCGAACAUUUCCGUUCUUUUGCUGAAAAUUAUGUUGUAGGAUGUAUACUGAUUAUAAGGCG